UCAUAGAAUUUUGAUUGAGCGUGAUUAAAUAACAACACGGUUCUGGUCGCAUCGCAUCGAAAAAAAUCAGUGUCCGUUCAGCUUUGACAGUGAUCGCGAGGUGUUUAUAGUGCGGGAAAUGUUGUACGAUGAUGAGAAGGAUGGCGAAAAUUGCGAAAUGCCGCUUCCCUCGCGGCAAGUGCUCCUGUUCGGGCAACGUCGGGUAUUCCCGGCUGAGCGAACGGCUGGACGAGGAGGAAGAAGAGGACGAGGAAGAGGACAGCUUCUGCUGGAGUCCUGAUAAAGCGGAAGAAAUCACGUUCUACAACGAGAACGAAAGCGCCCAGUCUGUAGUGGUGGAAAAAAACUUGUGCGCAAGUGACUUGUGCCAACUUUUGGCCAUGAAAAAUAGAGUAUCGAAAAGCGUACAUUGGAGCAUCGUAGAGUGUUGGACUGACCUUGGACUGGGUAAGUUCGUAUUUGAAAACAAAGUGUAUCUUAUUUUUGCGUAUUUAUAGUCAAGCAAAGUCGGUAAGUAUUUGUGAUGUGGAGG
This is a messenger RNA of Acanthoscelides obtectus, 532 nucleotides long. Lineage: Eukaryota; Metazoa; Arthropoda; Insecta; Coleoptera; Chrysomelidae. The record is from the annotation of a GenBank genome assembly.